Molecule: messenger RNA, 2274 nt
Organism: Phytophthora nicotianae INRA-310
Lineage: Eukaryota; Oomycota; Peronosporomycetes; Peronosporales; Peronosporaceae
Exons: 6
Coding region: 1-2274 (757 amino acids)
Biological process (GO): early endosome to late endosome transport
Cellular component (GO): late endosome membrane; extrinsic component of endosome membrane; early endosome membrane
Molecular function (GO): protein binding; phosphatidylinositol 3-kinase regulator activity
Source: RefSeq, a predicted model, not a curated record
AUGGAGCCUCCGAGCCUCCUGCCGCACGUGGACGAGCUCGUGAUGGAGUAUCUGCUAUUCCGAGGCUUUACCAAGAGUUUUCAAGUGUUCAGUGCCGAACGCAAGCGUGAUCGCUCCCGGGGCUUCGACGUGGAGCAGAUUAUCUCGCAGUUACUAGUAGCCGUGCAAACUUAUCAGAUAGAAACAGUGCUGGAGACAUGGAAGUUCUUAACUGCGCGAUUCUUCAACCACUUGGACGCGUCUUACGCCUCUACACUGCAGCAGCUGGAAACUUCACUCUUGAGACUCUACGUAGUUAACGCAGUCAAGUCUGGACACCGAGAGAAGGCAGCAGAGUUCUUCCAGCUCCAUGCAGACAAGUUAAACGCCUCUGUGACCGCCCAAGGGGCUGGAACGGACUCGUGGAGUCGCUGGUUCAUCUUGCCGUACAUCGAACACCCAGAAAGUGACCCAUAUUUCCAGGUUUUCUUCGGUCAGCUAUGGCUGGAGGCAUUCGUGACGUCAUUUCGCAAUUUUCUGUCGCUAGUUUUCCGAAAUUUGCCGUUACCGAAGCUUCUGGCCUUCCAACUGGCUCGACUGGAAGAACCGACGCUGAAGUUGAGACUGAAGGUGAGUCAGUCCGAAGCUACGAGACUGAGACUGUACAACAGCGAAGCUACGGCUAAGAUCAAGAAGCUGGAGGAGGCGGGACGGCAGUUGCACUCGAUUCUUCGCUUGAUGGUGCAGCACAACUUCAUGGAACAUUUCUCGGCGUCUACACCUAGUUACGUGGAUGUGACGAGUGACCGGAACAAGAACAGAAGUCGCAGUCGCAGCCACGGCGCAGCGACAGCGAGUGUCGGACUGUCACACAAGCAGAUGAAGGAAAUUGGAGAGCUGUUCGGUAUCAGCAGUGAGGAGAGUCCGCAUGUCGAUCCUCCUGCUCCUGUUGACCCGCGAGAUAUGCCCAGAGUAGCAGAAGUUUACCUCCCAGUCGAUGAGUUGAGCGAUGACGAAGAACUUGAUGAAGAGGACGAAGUGGACGACGUUCCGGUGGAGAAUGGAAGUGGCUGUGAGUCUACGUCACCUAUGUUCUGUCCAAUUGGCACAGACUCGAGUCUUCCGUCUGAUGGAGAGCUGGCUAAGUCCAGUUUGACUCCGAUUAAGCCGCCGUCUUGGUCUACUGGCGCGUCUAUCAAGAGUUCAGAUUCUAUUGAGGCGUCUCUGAUUCGUGAAUUCAACAUGCUCAACGACUGGGAACCCACAAAGUCAGCGAUGACUGCAAGGAGCCGCUUCUCAUCAGACGGACAGUUUCUUGCCAUCGCAAAGCUGGGCAACAACCACAUCGACAUUUGGUCUGCGAAUCCUGUAGCUCUGUCCCCUUCGUCUACAAUCACGCUACCGUCGAGACUAAUCAGUCUGAACUGGUUGGGUCCGGGCCCAAGCAAACAGCUCCUUGCCUGUACACUGGAAGACGGAGAGACGAUGCUGUGGGAUUCUGACGGACAGCAAGUCAUCUCAUGUCCUCCGACCGAAGAUAACUUGCAGAUACAGCAACUCAUGUGUGCUCGAGAAGCGCCGAUUGCUGCGUGUUUGUUCACUAGUCGCGACGAAGAGGACAACGCGCUCCAACAGAUCCUGGUCUUGCAUGGAGGUAUGGAGGAACCGAUGCAGGACUACUUCCCGAUGGAAGAUAAACAGCUCACUUGCUUAGCAUGGAGCAAAAUGGGGAACGUGUUGAUUACUGGCAGUCGAACGGGCGACAUCGAGUUCAUCGACGUGAUCCGGCCCGAGCGGAUACACCGCUGCAAUCUCAUCUCUUGCAGUGGCUCGGCACGUAUCGAUGGUGGCAACUUGGCAGCGAUUUGUCUGUCUCCGGACGGAGAAUCGAUGCUAAGUGUGCAUGAGAAUGGCAGAGCAGUGAUGGAGUGGUCUGUCGCAUCAAUUUUGGUAGCUGUGGCGUCUCCGAACGAUGCCGCUAGCGACGUCAGAGGGAGCGUAAUAGACGUCAAGCCGACUCUGACGCGCACGUACGAGAUGGACAAGCCCUUGGCAUCGACUGAAGCUGAGGUAGACACAACGAUCCGCUUCCUUGGAGCUGCCGGCUACUUCGUGGUGGCUGACUCCACUGCGCUCCACGUCUUCAAGCAUGGCGAGAGGCGCGCUAUAUCCAGUUUUAUCCCGAGCCAAGCAGUCGUGGCGGAUGUGGACUGGCACCCGAAGCUGCCGGUGUGUUGUUCAGCUAAUCAGGAUGGAGCCAUCUCGCUGUGGAGCAUGAAGGCAGCUAAUGAAUGA